AUGCACCAGGCAAAGCACUUCGUCAAGUUUGAGCGCGAUUCUCAACACUGCAUCCCCAUUACCGCCUUUCCCUACCAUGGACCGCAAGACGAUCGACUUAUGGGAAACACCAGGAAUCAUUCUCCCCCUCCAGCUGGAAAAGACACUGGGGUAACGCAUUACACCAAACAAGCGGCGCGAAUCCAUUCAUCUCUUCCAGCUGGACGAGACGCUUCGGGAGCACACACACCAACAAGCGCUGGACCAGAUCAUUCUUCCCGUUCAACGGCUUGGGAAAAUACACUAGAAUACGCAAUAGAAAAUAGAUUUCCGUGGCCUAGCUAUCACCCUCAAAGUGUUUCAGAUAAGUCCAUGUCUGAACGUGCACUGCCAGGUGGCAGAUCAGAUUAUCCCUCCCGCCCAGCGGAUUCAGAAAACCACCGAGCAUAUGCAUCAAAUAAUGAAUCGCAAUAUCCUCACAAUGCUACCCAAGGUGUUUCUGAGAACCGCACAUCGCACGAUGCAAACCGUGCCCAUCAAGGUGUCCCAGAUGAUCGCGUGUCACGUCGCACAAGCUAUACUUCCCAAGAUGGUCCAGACAAUCGCACCCCGCACCACCCAAACCCCCAAUUCCCUGCAGUCGGACCACCUGGCCCGUACAGUGUAGCACAACCUUGGGACUCGAGCACUCGUGCAUCUGCAUACCAAGAACCCUAUCGUCCCUAUUCAAACAAUGGACCACAUUAUUCUGGACAGUAUCAGGAGCCUGUUCAAGAUGGCAGAUCCAUGCCGGCAGGAUACGAUGCACCUCCUCACCAUUCUUUCCCUGAUGGUGCAGGCUACUCGCAACCUCCUCCUCCUCCUACAUAUCGUCACCAUUCUUAUCAGGAUAGUAAAGACUACCCACAACAGCAACCCCCUCCUUUAACUCGCCACCAUUCUUUUAAUGAUGAGAGAGGCUAUCCGCAACGGCAACCCCCUCCUGCGCCUGCUCAUCAUUCUUAUCAAGAUAUCAGAAGCUAUCCACAACAGCAACACCCUGCUGCACCUUCUCAUCACUCUUAUCAAGAUGGCAGAGGCUACUCGCAACAGCAAACCCCUCAUCCACCUCACUAUCCUUAUCAUGACGGUAGAGGCUAUUCGCAAGAUCAACCCCCUCAUCCAUCUCACUAUCCUUAUCAUGACGGUAGAGGCUAUCCGCAAGAUCAACCUCCUGCUGCACAACCGCCUCUAAGACAGAGUGCUCCUAGGCAAAGAACCGCAAUCGCAUGCAAAUAUUGCAGAAGACGCAAGAUUCGUUGCUCAGGUUUUACUGCUGAUGGCUCCGGAGGUCAAUGUACUAAUUGUGCCCGCUUCAAACAGGAAUGUGUUUUCACUCCUGUAUCCUCAGCACAGGCAUUUGUACCUCUUAUUGCCCUGACUGAAGCGCUUAAUGGCAGAGAUACGCAUCCGGGUGUUUAUGGUGCUUACGGCCAACCACUACCAGGUGACCCCGCGAAUCAAAACCGUACAGAACCGUACCAAGGAUAUCAUCCACAGCAAGCCGCGCCCAGGCCACCAAUGGCACACUGUCAUCAACAAAUGCCACAGCAGGUCGCCCAAUAUGCGCCCCAACAUGUGCAACAGCCAAUUCCCCAAACAUAUCUCCCACCUAUGAACAGAUCGCCCCAUGAUCGGGAUACCUUGCCUUCUCCGACAGGCUCAAUACCCCAACAAGCACCUCAAACACAUCUCCCUUCUUUUUCGAACAGAUCACCAUAUGAUCAGGGUGCUACUUUACCCUCUCCGACAGGCUCAUUGGAUUCUCAAAAGCGUAAGCGCGAGGCAGAUGAGCGCCACUUUGCUAGAGCGGCGCCAUCUGCCCCUAGUCAAUUCUCUGGAUACGACCGAGACAGCAAUGCUCCGUACCGCAUACCAGGUCUUCAGGAACAAUAUCAGUAUCGUCCCUCCGUUCCAUCCCCUCCUACUCGCCAAUAUGGAUAUCAACAAGGAGAGAAUGUUACGGCCCGCCUGCCAGCAUUGCAAGAUGGACAACAAUAUCGUUCAUCAGUUCCAUCACCUCCUUCCAAUCAACAAUAUGGACAUCAUCAAGGAGAGAAUGCUCUAGCAUACCGACCUAUGGAAGAUGGCCGACAGUCCACCCAAUGGGCCUCGGUAAACUCGAAUGAAGCACCACGAAAUGACCCCUCUCCCAAUGGUUCAUCGUCAUCGUUUCAUUCCCAGAAUGCAGGCGGCAAUCACCAACCUAGUCAGGUAUCUCCUCAUCGAGCCGAGUCUUCUCAGUUUCCUCUAGCAUCCCCUGCUAGAGAAACUGAACGUCCUAACCAGAUGAACAUCGCAAACAUUGUGGAACGCGAUGACAACGAUGUUGACCGAAAUAUGCUCAGACGUUUGGGUAGUAAUAGGUCUUAA
This is a messenger RNA of Botrytis sinoallii, 2391 nucleotides long. RefSeq lists its product as uncharacterized. Lineage: Eukaryota; Fungi; Ascomycota; Leotiomycetes; Helotiales; Sclerotiniaceae. The transcript is spliced from 2 exons. Gene Ontology annotation, biological process: regulation of DNA-templated transcription. The record is from RefSeq and is a predicted model, not a curated record. Gene Ontology annotation, molecular function: zinc ion binding; DNA-binding transcription factor activity, RNA polymerase II-specific. Bases 1 to 2391 code for a protein of 796 amino acids. Gene Ontology annotation, cellular component: nucleus.